Messenger RNA from Colossoma macropomum (tambaqui), 2182 nucleotides. RefSeq names its product B-cadherin-like. The transcript is spliced from 11 exons. Gene Ontology annotation, cellular component: adherens junction; catenin complex; cytoplasm. The record is from RefSeq and is a predicted model, not a curated record. Gene Ontology annotation, molecular function: calcium ion binding; cadherin binding. Lineage: Eukaryota; Metazoa; Chordata; Actinopteri; Characiformes; Serrasalmidae. Gene Ontology annotation, biological process: cell-cell junction assembly; adherens junction organization; multicellular organism development. Bases 164 to 1795 code for a protein of 543 amino acids.
AGAUAGCUUUACUCGGCAGACAGCUGUGGUUGGAAACAAGUGGUAUCAACAAAAAAAAAAAAGGUUUCAGAUACAGAUAGCAGCUCUCAGACCAAACCAUACAGCCUAAAGCUUUGGGCAGCUUCCUGAUGUUUCUGAAAUCUCACCUACUCCUCAGUUCUGGAUGCAUACAGAGUACAACAUGAUCGUGAUUCUCCUUCUGGCUUUGCUCCAGAUAUUAGCCAACGGGGUGGAAUUGUCAGCAUGGCAGAACCACAAGGGACCUGACCCUGAAGAAGCAGCAGUGGCAGCAGCUGAGUUUCCAGCACCUUCAGCAGUGUUGAGGAGGAGAAAGAGAGAGUGGGUGAUUCCACCAAUAAACAUCCAAGAGAAUGACAGAGGACCUUUCCCCAAACACUUGAUUAAAAUCAAGUCCAGUUAUGCUAAGGAAGUUAAGGUGGUGUACAGCAUCACUGGUGAAGGAGCUGACCAGGAUCCAAAAGGACUUUUCACUGUAAAAAGAAACGAUGGCUCGCUCUAUGUAACAAGGACACUAGACAGAGAGGCCAAAGAUAAAUAUGUGCUUCAAGCUCAUGCUAUUGCAGUUGAUGGUGAGGAUCAGGAAGAUCCCAUGGAGAUUAUUGUCUAUGUAAUUGAUAUGAAUGAUAACACGCCUGUCUUCACCCAAGAUCCUUUCCUUGGCAGUGUUCCAGUAGCUUCAGCAAUAGGAUUUGAGUUCAUGACGGUCACAGCUGCUGACACAGAUGACCCCAACACUGACAAUGCUGAUGUCAGAUACUCCAUCAUCAGUCAGAAUCCACAACAGCCAGAUCCAGUCAUGUUCGUCAUUAAUCCUGUAACUGGAGCGAUUCGAGUGAAUGCUGUAGGACUGGACAGAGAGAAAUAUCCUGAAUACACAUUGAAGAUUACUGCUGGAGAUAUGCAGGGUAAAGGACGCGUAGGCACUGGAACAGCAGUUAUUACUAUAACAGACAGCAACGACCACGCGCCCCAGUUUGAAAAGACGCUGGUAAGGCAGUACAGUGUGUCUGUCCCAGAAAAUGAAGUUGGAGCUGUGGUGGUGAAGCUGCCAGUGACUGAUGAAGAUGAACCUCAGUCUCCUGCCUGGACAGCCAAGUUCAGGAUCAUUAGUGGUAACAAUGGUGGAUUUUUCGCCGUUAACACAGGACCAGACAAACAGGAGGGCAUCAUCACUACUGUUAAGCCAUUGGACUUUGAGCAGAACAGCAAGUUCACUCUGUUGGUGGUUGUGGAGAACGAUGUUCCAUUUGCCAAACCCCUGACCACUUCCACUGCCACGGUCACUGUGAAUGUUCUUGAUGUGAACGACGCUCCAGUGUUUGACCCAGAGGAGAAAAUCAUUUCCAAACGUGAAGACGUGGCGGUUGGUAGUGAACUAAUAAUGUACACUGCAACUGAUCCAGACACAGCGAGGACUCAGAAAGUGACGUACCGUGUAGGUUCUGAUCCUGCUGGAUGGCUGAGAGUUGAUGGAGAGACCGGACUGGUCAAAGUGAGGAGCCCCAUGGACAGAGAGUCUCCUUUUGUGAAAAAUUAUAAAUACAAAGCUCUGAUAUUAGCCAUGGAUGACGAUCCAGUUCCAGCUACCGGUACAGGAACUCUUGCGAUUGAGUUGGAGGAUGUGAAUGAUAACGCUCCCACUAUUGAAGAGAAGAUGAUCAGAGUGUGCAAUAAGCAGUCAGCUCUAGUUCUGUUGUCUGUGACGGAUAAAGACGGGCCUGGCUUCGCUGCUCCGUACAGAGUGGAACUCCGAGGAGACAGCAGGAACCCUUAGGAGACAAGAUGAGACUAACAUAAUCAAAAAUAAGCAUGGAUAAAAUUGAAUGUAUCCAGUUAUAGAUUUCUGAGAUGUAGAGUCUACAUAAAUGUAAAUAUUGUUUAGCUAAGACUGGGGUGAAAUGUAUAUGGCAGUGUAGCGCACAGCUUUUUAUUUAACGUAUUGGGGAAAAAAUAAAAAUGACAAUGUUUCCAGUCUGUUAAAUUCAUCAGAUUAAAAAUAUUGUCUUAUAAAUUAUAAGGAAACCUACUUCUCAGCACUGUUUUAUAACAGUGUAUGUUUUUGAUACGAAUACUCUGUAGCUAAUUUCACUAUGCUGCAUUUUUUCAAACCUGUUCUGAACAUUUAUUUGCAAAAUUCACAAAUUAUGUUUUUCUAAUACGC